GUGAGGGACGAGGUCUGGCAGCCAUCCCAGUCAAACAGUAAUACAGAGGCGGCCCGGGAGCCCUCCCUUUGUGAGCCAGUGGGUGUGUGACGUCACCGCUGAGAGGAGGGGCCCCCUUUCCCCUGUCUGGCCAAUCCUCAAGCUCGGCGACUAGGUCACGUAAGAAUCCCCCCUUUCAGGUAGCCAUGGUAACGUGCACUGGACCAGGCAGCAUCUUGCUGUGGUGAGAAGGGAAGACAAGAAAGGAGAGAUAGAGGGAGAGAACGAGAACAAACCACAGACAGAGGAAACACCUAAGCUCUUCAGCUGCUGCGCCUCUUCCCUCUAACGAAGAUGCUUGAGGCAGGGAGCUAAAGGCCUCACCAGAGCGGAGUGCGUGCUAGAGCCAGGGGCUGGUGCCUGACCAGAGGCCCCUGAGAGGGUUGCAGGUCCAUGGGGACCAUGGGGGAUCCUGGAGGCUUCACCACCACAGGGGAGCGGGUGAACCCUGCCCACGUAAUGUUUGACCGCUUCACCCAGGCAUCCACCUGUAAGGGCACGCUCAAGGCCUUCCAGGAGCUCUGUGACCAUCUGGAUCUCAAGCCCUGCGAGUACCGGAUCUUCUACCACAAGCUCAAGUCCAGGCUCAACUAUUGGAAGGCCAAGGCACUCUGGGUUAAGCUAGACAAGCGGGCCGGCCAGAAGGAGUACAAGAAGGGACGAGCAUGUGCCAACUCCAAGUGUCUGAUCAUCGGGGCGGGACCAUGUGGCCUGCGGACGGCCAUCGAGCUGGGCUUCCUGGGGGCCAAGGUGGUGCUGCUGGAGAAGAGAGAUGCUUUCUCUAGGAACAACGUGCUCCACCUGUGGCCCUUCUCCAUCCAGGACCUCAGGGGCCUCGGGGCAAAGAAAUUCCACGGAAAGUUCUGCGCCGGAGCCAUCGACCAUAUCAGUAUCCGCCAGCUCCAACUGAUGCUGCUGAAGGUGGCCCUGCUCCUGGGCAUCGAGAUCCACGUCAACGUGGAGUUCAAGGGUCUCAUCGAGCCCCCCGAGGACCAGGAGAACGAGAGGAUAGGGUGGAGGGCUGAGGUCCACCCCAGGACACACCCAGUCAACGAGUUGGAGUUUGACGUCAUCAUUGGGGCAGACGGAAGAAGAAACACGCUGGCAGGGUUCAGGAGGAAGGAGUUCCGAGGCAAGUUGGCCAUCGCCAUCACGGCCAACUUUAUCAACAGGAACACCACGGCCGAGGCCAAGGUGGAAGAGAUCAGUGGAGUGGCCUUCAUCUUCAACCAGAAGUUCUUCCAGGACCUCCGGGAAGCCACGGGAAUUGACCUAGAAAACAUUGUCUACUACAAGGAUGACACGCACUACUUUGUCAUGACUGCCAAGAAACAGAGCCUGCUGGAGAAGGGAGUCAUUCUGCAUGAUUAUGCAGACACAGAGAUGCUGUUGUCUAGGGCUAACGUGGACCAGGAGGCUCUUCUCUCCUAUGCCCGCGAGGCCGCAGACUUCUCCACCAACCACCAGCUGCCCACUCUGGACUUUGCCAUCAACCACUACGGACAGCCCGACGUGGCCAUGUUCGACUUCACCUGCAUGUACGCCUCAGAAAAUGCGGCGCUCGUGCGCCAACGCAAUGGACGCCGGCUACUGGUGUCUCUGGUGGGGGACAGUCUACUGGAGCCCUUCUGGCCCAUGGGCACUGGUAUAGCCCGGGGUUUCCUGGCAGCCAUGGACUCAGGCUGGAUGGUGAAGAGCUGGGCCCAGGGAAACACCCCUCUGGACGUGCUAGCUGAGAGGGAGAGCAUAUAUCGCCUGCUGCCUCAGACAACGCCAGAGAACAUCAGUAAAAAUUUCAGCCACUACAGUGUGGAUCCCACCACGCGCUACCCUAACAUCAGCCUCCACUUCCUCAGGCCCAACCAGGUACAACACCUCAUUGACACAGGGGAUUCAAGCAGUGAAAUGCGUAUCGAAAUGGAGAAUGUAGUCACCUCGUCAACACCCAAGCUCACCCGAAAUGAGUCCAUCGCUCGCUCCAGCAAGCUGCUGGACUGGUGUCAGAGACAGACGGAGGGCUACAGGAAAGUCAGUGUGACCGACCUCACCAUGUCCUGGAAGAGUGGCAUGGCUCUGUGUUCCCUCAUCCACCGCUAUAGACCUGACCUCAUUGACUUUGACUCCUUGGACGAACGGGACCAACAGAAAAACAACCAGUUGGGAUUCGACGUGGCCGAGCGGGAGUUUGGAAUCUCGCCCUGCAUGACGGGCAAGGAGAUGUCCCAGGUGUCAGAGCCCGACAAGCUCUCCAUGGUCAUGUACCUCAGCCAGUUCUACGAGAUGUUCAAGGACACAGUUCCCCCUGGGGCCGGAGAUAACCAAAACAUGAGCCCUGAGGAGAAGGCUGCGUUGAUCAACAGCACUAAGUCUCCCAUCUCCUUCCUUAGCAAGCUGGGCCAGAGCAUCGCCAUAUCCCGCAAACGCAACCCCAAGGACAAGAAGGAGAAGGAUGUGGAUGGUUUGGGGAAGAGGAGGAAGACUAGCCAGGCUGGCCAUUCUGAAGAAGAGGAGGUUUUGAGGGGUAACCAUGAUGACAGGCCGUCCAACAGUACUGCUCUAACGGAGAGGAAGAUGAAGGAAGAGACAGCAGCUGUAGGGAACCAUAACAAAGUCAAGUCCAUGGCCACCCAGCUCCUCGCCAAGUUUGAGGAGAAUGCUCCUGCAGAGUCCAAGGGCCUCAAACGACAGGGGAAUUCUCUGCCCAAUCUGGAUCUCCUUGUGGCGCAGCCCCCUCCCCCACCUCCUGCCCCCCUGGACCCCCCCAGGGAGUAUGUCUGCCUAGCUCUGGUCCCUGCAUGGAGACAGAAACAAACCCAACAGCAGGAGCAGCUCAUCGUUGCCUAUAAGGAGAAGUUCAAGUGUCAGACCCUACCCAACAGAGGGGAGCAGCCAAGAAUCAGUACAGAGUCAACCUGUGGCUCACGGAGCUGCCCUAAGAAAACCAUUCUGCUCUCCUCCUCUUCCACCACCUUCUCACUCUAUCUUCACUCACAGCAUUGUGAUGGAGGAGUUAUGGAGGAGGGAGACACCACCCAGGACCAGACCCUUCUGACACACAGGAAAUGGAAACCCGUGCAGCUUGACGAGCCAGAGCCUAUUCACAUCGCUAGCAUUCAGGAGAGGUCUGCCAGAUUAGUCGCUAAGUUUAAGGGUAAACCUGAGAAACCAAAGCCUAAGAAAAAGCCCUCACGUUUCUUUAUAGAACAGUGGCACCUGUCUCGCAGCCAGAGCCCAGAGAGCCCCCUCUCCUCCCCUGAAACGCUCAGACAGGAGCUAGAGCUUCUGCGCUCUGAUGACCAAAUGCCGUUACAUAGCCUUAGUAUACAGGAGAGGGCUGAGCAGCUUGCCUCACAGUUUCAAAGCAAGCAGACAAAGCCACAGCCUAAGAAAAAGCGCUCACGUUUCUUUAUAGAACAGUGGCACCUGUCACGCAGCCAUAGCCCAGAGAGCCCCCUCUCCUCCCCUGAAACUCUCCGACAGAGAUAUUUAAAGAUGUACACWGGGGGAGUAAGCUUAUUGGCUGAUCAGAUAGCCAAUCAGCUUCAACCUCAGGAGGAACCCAAGCCCUUACUUGACGAGAGGGAAUUGGUGGAAUUGGGUUCCCUGAGGAAGGAGUUUCCCCAGAACAUCGGGGGCAGUGACGUGUGCUUCUUCUGCCGGAAGCGUGUGUACGUGAUGGAGCGGCUGAGUGCCGAGGGCAAGUUCUUCCACCGUAGCUGCUUCAAGUGUGACUACUGCGGAACGACGCUUAGAUUGUCAUCCUACGCCUUCGAUGUGGAGGAUGGGAAGUUUUACUGCAAGCCGCACUACUGUUACCGCUUGUCUGGUCAGGCUCAGAGGAAGAGGCCAGCACCGCUCCGUGCUCUGCUCAAUGCAAAGGACAACCAGGCGUCCUUGCCCGCCGUGGUCACCGUGGACUCCCCCGGGAGGGGGGAGAUGGCAUCCCUGUCUCCCGCUGAGCGCCAGACCUCAGUCCCAGAGGUCAACGGGCUGCAGGAGCCCAGCCUGCCUAAGCGUCUGCGGGGCACGCCGGAGCGCAUCGAGCUGGAGAACUACCGUCUCUCUCUGCAGCGGGAGGAGGAUCUGGAGGAGGUGCCCGAGGAGACGCUGGCUGAACACAACCUGAGCAGCGUGCUGGACAAGGACAAACACGCAGAGCUGGGCUCCAGCAGCUCUGAGUCUGACAUGGAGGAGGAGGACCAGGAGGAUGAGGACCAUGAGGAGGAGCAGCAGGAGCCCCCCAGCCCCUCAGACCUGGGAGGGGUACCCUGGAAAGAGGCUGUGGAGCUCCAUGCUAAGCUGAAGACCGACAGCGACCCAGGGGCCGAGGGAGAGGACGGGGCUCAGGCUCAAAUUGUUAGAGACCUAAAGGUGGAGGAGGAGGAAGAUGAUGAAGAGGAGGACGAUGAGGAGGAAUCGAGUGAUGAGGGGGAGUACUGCCCGUGGGAGAGGGAACUCCAGUCAGGCGUAUGGCUGGAGAACCUCAAAGAUGAAGAGGAUACAGGUACAUUUAAAGUCCACCCCMUACACCUCCACACAGCCAGAUACCUGCAGAUCCAGCAAGUGCUGCAGCCUGUGGAUCCAACAGUCAUUAAGAAUAUCAGAGGAGUCUCCGUGCUGUCGGAGGGGCCUCCUGCCUCAGCCUCCCAGCCCUCCUCCACAGCCCCCGCCAACACAUCCGCUCGUCAUGAGGCUGUGCGAGUCUGGUUGGAGUCGGUGUCUGGAGAGAACUGUGAGGAUGAUGACCCGGAAGCAGAAGAUGGCAGCCAUGAUUUUGAACUGGGCACCGAGAUGGACCAGGAAGACAUUCCCUCCGACGCGGAGGCUGAGGCUUGUCUACACCAGUCAGAGAUCAGUGAAGCAUUUCCUGAAGAGGACAAGAAGUCGGAAAGUCAGGGGCUCGCCUCCAGCAUUGAACAAUCUAGUGUCAGUCCAGUGAAGUUAGUUGGGCAAGUUGUGCUCUCGCCAGUCAAACCACCGACUCCACAGCCUGAUUCACAGAUGUCUCACCCCUCUCCCUGCCUGGUCAAGUCCCCCGGCAUGCACUUUUUCCCAGAACCUUUUCCACUGGACAUCACAACACCACAGAAGACAGCUCAGACUCCUAAUGCCAAGAGCCCUCCAUACCCUGCACCCACUAUGUCCCCCAUCCACUCCCCCGUUUGUUCCCCCGUCCAUUCCCCUAUCUGCUCCCAGCCUGUCCCACUGCUCGAAACCGUCACCACCAAAUCCCCUGUUAACUCUCCGUCAUGCUCCUGUCCCCCGACAGGGAACCCGCUGUCUCCCAUCUGUGCCCAGCCACUGCCCUGCCAAGAGCUUUCCUCAUCCCUCACCUCCGACUCCCCCGUCAGAACUCAGCCUGUCCCUGCAGUCACCUCCACGCCGCUGGUCAAACCAGCCUCAUCUGACAGGGCUAUCCCCGAGCCACAAAAAUCCCUAGACUUAUCAGACCUGGAAACCCCUGUCAAGAAGACGGACAUCAUCGAGGAGUUCUGGCUGAAGAGUGCAGAGAUCAGAAAGAGUCUGGGUCUCACCCCAAUGGAACGUAGCAGCAGCAAAUCCCCAGAGAAGAGUCCUGUUACUGUGGGAAGGGUUCCCACCCCGGACUCCUCUUCGCCCAAGUCCUACACCCCAGAGGACUUGUCGGAGGAGCUUUCCCCUUCCCCGUCCCCCUUCACUGGCCCCUCGGUAAUCCACAGGCUGAACAUUACAGUGGAGGGCCAGGUCAUCUCCCCCGUGGAGCCCAAGAGCAAAGCCACGGAUCAAAGGGACCUAAGCAGCAGCUCUGGCCUGGGCCUCAAUGGCAGCACGACCACCAGCCAGACCAGCCAGGCAGCCAGCAACAGUUACAACACCUCCGACUCCACCAUGCUCACCCCACCCUCCAGCCCCCCGCCGCCCCCACCCAACGAGGAGCCAGCCACCCUAAGGCAGCAGCAGAAGCACCAUGUCUCCUGGAACAAUGGGAUCGAUGGCCCCACUACACCUGAGCCAGCCAAGGCAGCACCCACCAAGAUCAAGAGCCCUGUGCCUGCACCGAGGACCCAACUCAGCCCUGUGUCUGUGCCCAAGCCUGCCCCCAGGACUACACUGGUCACGUCACCAAUCACAGCACCGGUCAAUGCUCCAGUGGUGAUCAUGAGACGGGAGAAGAACAGCAAACCACGUCGGGAAGAGGUGAGGAAGUCAUUUGUGGAAUGCAUGGCAGAGAUCCCGUUUGCAGACGACGUGGAGGACACGUAUGACGAGCGGACACCAGACACAACCAUGGACAGGUUCUACACCCCACCCACAAGCAGGCCCAACAGGGAGAGGGAGAAACCUCCUCUUCACUUGGCCCUGGCUAUGGAGAAUGGAACAGCCAAUUUCCCCGGGAACCAGCAGGCCUCAAAAAACCUUAAGGCCCAGCAGUUCUCCCCUGAGGCCAAGGAAAUAGCUGAAGAGCGGAUGAGAGCCAGAGAGAAGUCAGUCAAGAGCCAAGCUCUAAAAGAUGCUAUGGCCAAGCAGCUCAGCAAGAUGAAAGAGACGGACAUGGCCAAGGACUCUGCCGCCACUGCUAAAGUGGUGUGGAACGUGGCCUCAUCAGAGACAUCCGGAAAAAGUACUAAGAAGUUGUCCGGCUCGCCAAAGACGUUUGCGGUGGAAGCUCUGGAGUCAAAAAAGGCAGAGACUUUGCCAGAGCUUUUCUUCAGCAGUCAGGUUAACAAGAGUCUGGACGGCUCGACUGUCUCCUCUGACGGCUCCGCCUCGGGAGGCAAGAGCAAGAAGCGCAACUCCCUUUUCUCGCCACGCAAGAACAAGGAGAAGAAGAAAGCCAAGAACGAGAGCCGGUUCUCCGACAAGCAAUGUGCAGACGAGACGCCGUCGCCUCCCAAACACAAGUCCCUGUGGAAGGCAGUGUUCUCAGGGUACAAGAAAGACAAGAAGAAGAAUAAGGAUGACAAGUUGUGUCCCAGCACGCCAUCCAGCUCUACCACAAAUGACUCGGGGAAGAAGAGAUCAUCUCCUCUCGGGAGGUCAUCAGAUUUGAAGUCGCGCCGAAACCGGAGCUUCUCUGAGGACUCAGAUCUGUCAUGUGAUGAUGUGCUGGAGAGGUCGUCCCUGAAGUCUAAGGCAGAUUCUGUUUAUGUCCCUCACGCAUUGGCGUUCAAGAGAGCGUACGCCACAAAGAAAACCUACACAGAGGAGGAGCUCAAUGCCAAGCUGACACGGAGGGUACAGAAAGCUGCCCGGCGACAGGCCAAGCAGGAGGAGUUGAAGAGGCUGCACAGAGCCCAGAUCAUCCAGAGACAGCUGGAGCAGGUGGAGGAGAAGCAGAGACAGCUGGAGGAGAGGGGCGUGGCCGUGGAGAAAGCCCUGCGAGGGGAAGCAGUAGUUGAGCCCUUUGUCGGGACCCCUCGCCGAAGACCUAUCUCCUUCUGUCCCUGCUGUUCCUCUGAAGGGAUGGGCAAAAAGGACGACCCCAAGCUCAUGCAGGAGUGGUUCAAACUGGUCCAGGAGAAAAACGCCCUGGUGCGAUACGAAUCUGAGCUGAUGAUAUUUGCACGAGAACUGGAGCUGGAGGAUCGCCAGAGUCGACUGCAGCAGGACCUGAGGGAACGAAUGGCAAUUGAAGACCACCUGAAGACGGAGGUGGAGCUGGCGCAGGAGAAGCACAUCCUGAAUGAGAUGCUAGAGGUGGUGGAGCAGAGAGACUCCCUGGUAGCCCUCCUGGAGGAGCAGAGGCUCAGUGAGAAGGAGGAGGACAAGGACCUGGAGUCUGUCAUGCUCUCCAAGGGCUUCAACCUCAACUGGGCCUGAGGAGGAGAGACUAAACUCACCAUCCACCGUAACUCAGAUAAUACACUACCCCUCCUCUGUGUCAGGGCUCAGUGAAGGCCCAACCCACGGUCUCAUGCUUGGUCCCAGAUAACCCAGCAGAGAAUGUGUGCAGAAUGGAGUUAUCCCAUGCUCUGUUGGAGCAGUCUAUAAUGUUUACAUAUCUACCCUGCCAACAGCCAGGCAUCAUUACCUCCAGUGAUAUCUCCCCUCACUAUCAAAUCACGGUGGGAGGAGCAACUACAGCCUAGACUUUCUCAGAACUUCAGAAGUUCUUGGAGCAGUUCUCCAGAAUGGGGAACUAUUGUUUAUUAUUUCUUUUAAUCUCAAACACGCAAAGGGAAGAAAGAGGUUAGGUCCUGCUGAUGUAAAGGACUUCAAUGUAUGAUACCUGUUUUAAUGUACUACAUGUGUAGAACACGACAUAUUAGCAAAGCGGGGGUUUUAGAUGAGGGUAGGCCCUUGACCUAUUGACUGUUACAGKGUUUCUGUGGGAAGGGGAGGAGUGGUCUCACUCUCAUACUAACCUCAUAACAUACUCUACUAUUGUGACUGCUGACUGGGGAGGGACAUCCUCUGCUUUAGCUGCCUUUCUCUCCAAUUACACAUUGGCUUCCACAUUCUGAGGCGCCAAUAAGGAUGAGAAUCUAAAAGUCCCAUAAUUUCUUUGCACAGAGAUUCACCUGAAGGGUCAACACUAAGGAUCAAUGGAAUCUGGUCACUUGGUUGUUUUGUAUUUAUUAGCUUGGUUUGAUAGAGAACCUGAAUGAACUGUUUUUGGUAUUUUCCGUAUUCACGGAGGAGAGUGCCUGAACUGGAGGCUCGACGGAUUGCACAUGUGCUCUCUUUAUAACAUUGACUGCAAGGAAAUCAACUGAACUCCAUCACCAAGAAGCCAUUGUGUAAGGGGUGGAGGCUGCUGCAGACUCAGAAAAAGAUCCUGCAUUACAUUGUCUUUGACUCUGAAAGUUGUGCUGGUGUGAAUAGUUAACCUGUAGCAUAGAUUCAUUGACAUAUGUACACUUCAGCAAGCAACCCACUUGACACAUCUCUUGGUGUCCUAGUUCUGAGUGAUCAUGUGGCUUCUCCAUACCAUGCCAUUCACCAUAAAUCACACUGAUAUUUCAUUUUAUAAUCAGUAGCCCUUAUUCAAUACUAAUUGGCAUAUACCAUGAAAAGUCCUUAGUGUAGGUUAAACAGUGAAGAGAACAACAUUAGGGGCAGUGUCUUAUUGGGCUUACACAGUAUCAAUGCAUCGUGUUAUCAUAAUACCAUAAGUGAACUGACAUCACUAACUGGUGUCAUGAGACACUUACGUCAGUGGAUAUGCUUCAAUAUCGAAGUUUUAAACCACAGAACUCUGGCUUCGCUAUCCCUGGUGCUGAGGUACAUUACCUGCUUUGGAGCAAGAUGCCCUUUUCACUUCUGUUUUAAUAUUUUAUUUUUAUUUUUAGUGUUUAAACUUUUAUGUAUCCCACCAGAGGUACAUUUCUAUUUGGUGUUUUUUGGUAAAAUCCUUUCAUACAACUACAGGUUGUCAAACAGCAGUUAUGAGUAGAAGUGGAGACAGGAAGGUUGCUCUAAACCACUUCUAUUCUGUCAGUCACAGGAGCAUGUGCUUUUGUUUGGCGUUUGACCUUACUAGCCUUUCUGCCAAACUGUAAAUCUUUGGUUGGUCACAGUUUUAUAUAUUUUUCUGUAUUGAUAGAUACACACAGUGAGAAUUUGUGUAAGAAUUAAACGGAGCUGUGAAUACAAAAAAGUUACAUAAUUUCAAGGCUGGUUUAGAUGGUGUGUGAUAAGUUUGACAGAUUUUAUUGAUAUUUAUAAACAUGUGUGCAAAAAUGUAUCAUAUGUAAAGAAAAAUGAAUCCUAAUUUUUAAAACUGUAUGUUGACACACAACAAAUAUGUAAAUGCUGCUUCAUUUAGCCAAAAUGCAUAGGGUGUUGGAUGUAUGCUGAAACGGCAAUAAAGCAAUGCAGUUGUUCAUUUAGAAAAGCAUGUCUCCUUUUAUGGGUAGGCUUCUGUAUAAACUUACUACAACUAUGAUUUUAUGAUAGAAAUGUGAAUAUUCACCUUAAUGACUGUCCUGCAUAGUAGGCUACCCUCUGUCAAUUCCACUUAUUUGGUCUAUUCCAGAACUAGCACACCUGAUGAAAAGCUGAGCUUCAUUAUGUGCCCAAUUCAAACCAGGAGUGCUUCUUUUGUGGCAUAUUAAAUAAGUGCAACUGUCUCAGAAUCUUCCCAACAUGUGUUACAUGAACCUGGCGACAAAUUAAUUAAAGGACGUUUUCACUUUUACUGUACGACAAGGGUAAAACCUGGCAUUUAGUUUCUUCACACACUGACAGAUUUGAUCCACUUGCCGGUUGAAAACUCCACUCCGAUAUUUCUGUGUAUCCAGUAUUCCAGUGGGGGCAUAUCUGUAACAAGGGGUGGAUGUCUGCAGACGAGACAAAAAAGUUUUUAGACAUGCAAGACAGCUGAGCAGAAAUGAUUGCAUCUUGUUUCUGGGACUGUCAGGUAAGAUGACCAAUGCUGCAUGGUAUGCAUUGCAUUGCAUUGCAUAGUAUUUGUUUAAGUUCAAUAGUCCAUAAUAAUAUAUUAUAAGGAAAGUUAAAGGAGGCAUGUUGCUUCCUUGCGUGAGCUACUGCGGUGAUUGUUUGGCCAUGCCAAAUUCCCAACAGAGGUUUACAGUGGAUAGCUACAUUUUACACCAUUGCAGUGGCGACCCUUAAUUCAGGCCAGCUGGGGCUUGCCUGUUUUGCAUGUUAUUUUGGCAUUAAUACGUGUCACAUAUCAGUUUGCACACAAUGUAAAAAAUAAUAUAUCAUUGAAUUAAUAAAGCUGCGUACAAACAUGGUC
Salvelinus sp. IW2-2015 is the source of this 10723-nucleotide messenger RNA. Lineage: Eukaryota; Metazoa; Chordata; Actinopteri; Salmoniformes; Salmonidae. The record is from RefSeq and is a predicted model, not a curated record.